AAUUCUCCACAACUCCCUCCGUUUCCGGACGCUAGGAUCGAGCGCAAGAGCGCACAGCUGCCGCCGAAUUUAAAGAGACAUACAUCAUUUGUUUAAAUAAUACGACCAUUGGAAAAAAUAUAUUUAAAUUGCUCCUGGUUCUCUUCGUGGAUAUCGAUGGGGUCUCGCUGUUGAUCCGCACGCGUUAUGGUGUAGUUUUAGAAGGGACUGAGAAGUCUGAACACACUUGGCUUGAGCUGGAAGUCUAUGCUGGAGUAACUGGGUGGCCGUCCGUAAAGUAGACCGGACUUGUGGGGGGAAGAGAGCUGGGUGGCCCCCCGAUACGAACUGGUUUUAGUACGCCAGAACAAACUGCAAACACGGGGCGACGGUAAAUCAUCGUGGCUUCGGUGGCUGUUGGUGGGGAAGGAAGGAAACGCACCAUGGCGAAAAUUCAGGCUCGCAGCAGCACUGCGAAGCAAAUCAACCAGAUCCAAGACAAGGCCUAUGUGGUUCAGAAGCAAGUCCAGCAGCAGCACUUUCAGAAACUAAAGUACUUUUCGGUGGAGGAUGCCUUAUCUUAUUUGGACCAAGUCAAAAUACGAUUCGGAAAUGAUCCGGGAAUAUACAAUAAGUUUCUGGAUAUCAUGAAAGAGUUUAAGUCUCAAAGCAUUGACACACCAGGAGUUAUUAACAGAGUUUCUCAGCUCUUCCAUGGGCAUCCUGACCUUGUCCUGGGGUUUAAUGCCUUUUUACCGCCUGGUUAUCGGAUCGAAAUUCCCAAGAACGGAAUGGCAUUUCUACAGUCCCCACCGUCUUCACAGCCCACGUGGACUUUCUGGCAGAAGACAAAAGAAGAGGCGGAGCAAGUCUCUCCAGGGCCAGGAAGGAGCACGGGCAGCUCUGUGGUUAGUGCCUCUUCGUCAGCAGUGGCUGAAGCAGGGCCAGCUCCGAAUGAAGCCGUGACCUCUCCGGAGAGCGUCGCUUCAUCAUCUGGACCUCCUGAACAAUCAAGCAGGUUGUCACUUCCUUUGCCCAGCCGAGAGAGCCAAUCACAGCCAGCCCCCACUUCGGUAUCCCCUCCGACAUCAGAGCCCAGCCCUGUAGAGUUUGACAGCGCCAUCAGUUACGUCAAUAAGAUCAAAAACCGAUUUUUGGACAACCCAGAAACCUACCGGGCCUUUUUGGAAAUUCUGCAUACAUACCAGAAGGAGCAGCUGGAGGUGAAGGAGAGCAGAGGGCGAAGCACUGGAGGAAUGACCGAAGAUGAGGUUUUCUCUAAAGUGGCUAGCCUUUUCAAAGGUCAAGAGGAUCUGCUUGCGGAGUUUGGCCAGUUUUUGCCUGAUGCAAAGAGAUCUCUGUUUACUGGAGGUUCUUUGCCUGGCAAAGACAAUCUGAAGAAAGUAGAGGAUGAGGAAAUGAAUAAACCGAGCAAGAAGAGGCCUAGACCCAUGUUAUUGCCCCACAUGACCCCACUUCUGAAGAAAAAAAUGAAAUAUUCCUGUUCCAAGGACCCAUCUUUUGCCUCUGUCGGAAAGCAUGGAGUUUUACGGGAAUUCACAUUCUUUGACAAGGUUCGCCGUCUGCUUAAGAGUCAGGAGGUGUACGAGAAUUUCUUACGCUGCAUAGCUCUGUUCAAUCAGGAAGUGGUUUCAGGGGCCGAACUCCUGCAACUUGUGACUCCAUUCUUGGGGAAGUUUCCAGAACUGUACACCCAGUUUAAGUCAUUUUUGGGUGAUAAAGAGCUGUCUCAUGCCAUCACUGGCCUCUCUGACCGCUACAUGGAGGGUGGAGGCAGAGAAGUGGAUUACGCCUCCUGUAAACGCCUGGGUUCCAGCUACAGAGCCCUGCCCAAGACCUACCAGCAGCCAAAAUGCAGUGGCCGAACUGCUAUAUGCAAAGAGGUGCUGAAUGAUACCUGGGUCUCAUUUCCUUCCUGGUCAGAAGAUUCCACUUUUGUGAGUUCCAAGAAAACACCAUAUGAAGAGCAGCUUCAUCGCUGUGAGGAUGAGAGGUUUGAGCUGGAUGUUGUGCUUGAGACGAAUUUGGCAACGAUAAGAGUCUUGGAAAGUGUGCAAAAGAAAUUAUCCCGCCUUUCGCCGGAGGAUCAAGAGCGCUUCCGAUUGGAUGACUGUCUGGGUGGAACUUCUGAGGUCAUCCAGCGGCGUGCGAUCUAUCGUAUCUAUGGCGACAAGGCUCCGGAGAUCAUAGAGGGGUUGAAGAGGAGUCCAGCCUCUGCAGUUCCUGUCGUACUCAAAAGAUUAAAAGCCAAAGAGGAGGAGUGGAGGGAGGCCCAGCAGAGCUUCAACAAAAUCUGGAGAGAGCAAUAUGAGAAGGCAUAUCUGAAAUCACUGGACCACCAGGGUGUCAACUUCAAACAGAACGACAUGAAGGCUCUCCGAUCCAAGAGUCUUCUUAAUGAAAUAGAGAGCAUCUAUGAUGAGCGACAGGAGCAGAGCACAGAAGAGGGUGGCAUGGGCCAGCAAGGUCGUGACGGCUCGGGCACAGGUUCGACCAGCGAACCCCACAUGAUCUUCACUUACGAAGACAAACAGAUCCUGGAGGACGCUGCCUCCCUCAUCAUCUACCAUGUCAAGCGGCAGCCCACCAUCCACAAGGAUGACAAGGACCACAUCAAGCGUAUCAUCCAGCACUUUGUCCCCGACCUCUUUUUCGCCCGUCGUGGAGAGCUUAGUGAGACAGAAGAGUUCACGGAUGAGGAGGCCGAAGGUGAGGACGGUGCCGUCACAGGAGGCGGAGUCUCAACAACAGGUGGCCAGCAACAACUGAAUGGCGAUUUCAGACGAAGACGAUGCACUUACCCUCAGAGCAUGGAUACCUCUAUGGCCGCUCAUGGCAUGAAUCCAGAAGGGGAGGCGGUGGACCUGCGGGACCCAGAGGCUGAGCACCAGAAGGAGCUGGAUGGAGUCUACAACCUGUACUUCGUCAAUAAUAACUGGUACUUCUUCCUACGGCUGCACCAGACUCUGUGCUCACGGCUGCUGAGGGUUUACAGGCAGGCUGAGAGACAGUUACUGGAACACAGGGCGGAGCAGAAUCGGGAACGGCUGCUCAUAGGAGAGGGGCGCAGAGAAAAGGCAAACGACCUGGCCAUGGAGCUGCGUCUAAAACAACCCAGUGAGGUGGAGUUAGAGGAAUAUUACCCAGCAUUCUUAGACAUGGUACGCAGUCUACUAGAUGGAAACCUGGAUGCCACACAGUACGAGGACACCUUGAGAGAGAUGUUCACCAUCCAUGCUUACAUCGGAUUUACCAUCGACAAGCUUGUUCAGAACAUCGUAAGACAGCUUCAGUACUUAGUCAGUGAUGAAGUGUGUCUGCAAGUCACUGAGCUGUACCUGGCCGAGAGGAAGAGGGGUGCCGCUGGUGGAAAUCUCUCAUCCCAGUGUGUCCGUGCUGCUUGGGAAGCCAGCUACCAAUGGAAGGCUGAGAGAGUCAUGGCUGAAGAAAACUGCUUCAAGGUCAUGUUCAUUCAAAACAAAGGUCAGGUGACCUUAACCAUUGAUUUGCUGGACACGGAGGAGGCCCAAGGCGAUGACCCACUGGAUGUUCAGAACCUGUCUAAUUAUAUGGAGCAGUAUAUAGGAACUGAGUCUGUGUGUUCUCAGACAGAAGGAUACUACUUCAAGCCUGUGUUUCUACCUAGGAAUUUGAGGCAUUUCCGUGGCUGGCAGCUCAAGCAGGUGGAAGCCAUGCGCUGCCGGAGAGAGUGGCAUCGGAAGAUGGGUGUGGAGACAGCCGGGAACCUGGACUGCCGUUUCAAACUCAACACACACAAGAUGGUGUUUGUGAUGAACUCCGAAGACUACAUGUACCGCCGAGGGGCCCUGGUGAAGGCUCGGAAGUCCCAGCACAGAGUAGCACAGGCCCAGCACGAGCACUUUGAGCAGUGGCACCGCGGCUGGUUGAGCGAGCACGUGUCCCCUGCCGCAGAGCGCAGCGUGCAGGACUGGCUCAUGGGAGAAGAGGAUGAGGACAUGAUCCCCUGCAAGACCACCCGUGUAUCCAUGCAGGUCAAAGGCUUACAUGUCAACAGGUACAAGGUGCACUACAACAGCAAGGCCCCCGCUUCACCGUAACAACCUCAAGCCUUGGGAUGGAUUUCUGUGAUCUCUCUCUCUCUCUCUCUCUCUCUCUCUGUUUUCUCUCUUUGUCUCUUUCUCGCUCACUCUUUCAAAUGUCCAAGCGUAAACAUGCUUGGCUGAAACACGGCGAACAGACAGGAGUGGUUUGAGGACAGACAGCUGCUCAAAAGAGGGAGUGCUUCACUGAAAAGCAUCUCGACACUAGUGUCCAUCAUGAUCGAUGCAGUUACCAGACGUUUCAGAAAUGUGAAUGUUCUUUUUUUUUUUUAAGAAGAAGAAAGAAAGUCCAUUGUAGUUUUAGCUCCUGGAACCAGAGUUUUUUUGUUUUGUUUAUACUGAAGUAUUGAGAGACCAGGUUUAAAGUAUGUCUAUAACAUCUGUAUGUCUUUUUGUACAGUAAAUUCAAUUCAAGAGCUCGAGCGAUUGCAUAUAUACAGCAGGAAGAUUAUUCUGUGUGCAUAUGAAUGCUAUGAAUGAUGACUUGGAAAAAUGAUGUUUCUCUGGCGCACUGGCAUCUUAUCCGUAACGUCCUUGUUUUAGUUCUGUUUUGUGUUCUUCGUUUUCAUCGUCUCUUAUAACUGAACAGAGGAUCGCCAGUGUUGUCCGUCAAUCACUGCUCAUGAUUUUGUUAACCACCCAGAUCAUGUAUCCUAUCGAUCUCGCCAAAUCUUUGCUUUUGUUUGGUGUAAUUUUUACAUAUUAAAACAGAAAAAAAUGACAAAAUAUCAGUGUUUUGAAAAAAGAAUGUAUAACAUUUAUCCUGUAUCAGUUAUCACGAAAUAAACAACCUAGUUGUGCAGUUCUUAA
Carassius auratus (goldfish) is the source of this 4892-nucleotide messenger RNA. Its product is annotated as paired amphipathic helix protein Sin3b-like. Bases 423 to 4079 code for a protein of 1218 amino acids. The record is from RefSeq and is a predicted model, not a curated record. Gene Ontology annotation, molecular function: transcription corepressor activity. The transcript is spliced from 21 exons. Lineage: Eukaryota; Metazoa; Chordata; Actinopteri; Cypriniformes; Cyprinidae. Gene Ontology annotation, biological process: negative regulation of transcription by RNA polymerase II. Gene Ontology annotation, cellular component: Sin3-type complex; chromatin.